CUUAGCCAAACUGAAAGUAAAGGUAAAACAGGCUAACAAGUAAAGGUAAAACAAGGUAAUCUCAACCUGUGCUUUUUCUUCUCAAAACAUAGCAAAUAUAUGAAGAGGAAAGUAAGAGGAAAGUAAAAUGGCAGCUGCAAGCAACGAUGAGUUUCAUCUUAUAAUCCCUGAAACAACUGAGAGUGUUCAGGUUAAACUGGGAUCUGAAUUAACUGUACCAUGUCACCUAUCACCUGAAACCAGUGCUGUCAACAUGGAGAUCAGAUGGUUUAAGGAGACAGACUGUCUUUGUGACUAUAAGAACAGACAGAUGACAGUGGUGGGAGGAUAUGAAAACAAAGUCAGUCUGCUAACUGGGGAGCUAAACAGAGGAAAUGUGUCCUUAACACUACAGGGCUUCACAGAGUCAGAUUUGGGAGAUUAUGUGUGUCAAGUCACCAGUGGAGAAAGAAGAGUGGAGAUAACUGUAAGAGUAAAAGAAGCAGAGAAAGACAAACUGCUCGAAACUCCAGCUAAAGAAGACACAGGAAAAAGAAGCAUGUUUAAGUUAACAAGUAUAACAUUAGGUGCAUUAGCCGGUGCAAUAAUUACAUCAGUAGCAGGAGCAGCAGCAGUAGGAGCAGCAGCAGUAGCAACUGGACUAGUGGGAGCAGUAGGAGGAGCUGCAGUAGGAGCAGCAGUUGGAAAAGCUGCAGUAGGAGCAGCAGUAGGAAAAGUUGCAGUAGGAGCAGCAGUAGGAGCAGGAGCAGCAGUAGGAAGAGCUGCAGUAGGAGCAGGUGGACCAGCAGCAGGAGCAGAACAGCCAUUGCAGUUCGCAGAAGCAGUUGAUCAUAGAAACAUCACUUUUUUGAAAGUAGACACAAUAAAAACAUCUGAUCUAAUGACAGGUAACUAUAGCAUAAUGGUAACCAUCAAUUCAGGCAGAGGAAAUCUAAGCAGCUAUAAAAUGUAUUUACAGAAUAAAUACAAGAACAUAGGGAGCUACAUGAAAAAGACCAAAAUCCAAACACUCUAA
Molecule: messenger RNA, 1015 nt
Organism: Misgurnus anguillicaudatus (oriental weatherfish)
Lineage: Eukaryota; Metazoa; Chordata; Actinopteri; Cypriniformes; Cobitidae
Source: RefSeq, a predicted model, not a curated record